Molecule: messenger RNA, 1198 nt
Organism: Lotus japonicus
Lineage: Eukaryota; Viridiplantae; Streptophyta; Magnoliopsida; Fabales; Fabaceae
Exons: 2
Coding region: 140-802 (220 amino acids)
Biological process (GO): RNA processing
Molecular function (GO): RNA binding; RNA methyltransferase activity
Source: RefSeq, a predicted model, not a curated record
GUUGGGCCUUUCAAGUUUUCGUCAAAUUUUGACCGAAAGAAGGGGAAGAAGGAGAAAGCUCUGUGUCUUCUUCAACCUUCAACACCGAAGCAGUUUCGUUACAACGACGUCGUUUGAUUGCGGUUGCGGUGAAAAUCGAAUGGGGUGGGAAAGCUACGUGGUGGUGCACAACAUAGCAAAGAGGCACAACGUCGGCACACUCGCACGAAGCGCCACCGCCUUCGGCGUCACGGAGCUCAUCCUCGUCGGCCGGAGAGACUUCAACUCUUUCGGCAGCCAUGGCUCCUCCAACCACCUCCGCUUCCGCCACUUCCACUCUCUCCAAGACGCCCGCCACUACCUCAAGCACGAGAGGGACUGUGAUAUCUGCGGUGUCGAGAUCACCGACGACGCUCUCCCUGUCAACCACCAACCUUUCAGUAAGAACACCGCUUUUCUUCUCGGCAACGAGGGUUCCGGCCUCUCCCCGAAGGAAGUUGAGAUUUGUGACUUCUUCGUCUAUAUCCCGCAAUAUGGUGGCGGCACUGCUUCCUUGAAUGUUACUGUGGCUGCUUCCAUUGUUCUUCAUCAUUUUGCAGUUUGGGCAGGUUUUGAUGAGAGAUCUCGCGAUGGAAAUAAAUUUGUUGUGGCUGAGAGACCUGUAAAACAGAGUCGACGGAAUUACUGCGCCGAAGCCGAAGAAUCUGUCAUUGAAGAGCGUAAAGCUAGACGAGAAAAUGCUGCCAAUGGUGGUUUCUUUGAUGAGACUGAGAGUGGAAAUUCAUCUUCAAGCCUCCUUGAUGCAUUGUUUGUGGAUGGUUGAUGGAUUCUGUGUGAUUACUUGGGGAGCAAUGAUCUUUUCAUUGUUUGGAUGGUAGCUUGACCACUUGAAUGCUUCAGUUUUGGUAAAAGAGAAUUGACAUCUUUCUUACCUAUUUGGUGUUGGAUUAGAAACUGACUGUUAGAUGGCUGGCUUGAUUUAUGUAGUGUAAACAAAAGAGGUAUUGUUUUAGCUGGGGAAGGUUUUUAUCUUCAUUAGGUGUGUAUGUUGUAAUUUACUAUUUGCUUCACUGCCACCAGUUCAGGAUAUAAUUGGAGAUUGUUAUACCAGUUUUGUAUGGGCUAAUUAUUUUCAUAAAUGCUUCUACUGAGACUGCAUUUGGAAUAAUUUGUUCAUCCUUAUAACAUAAGAAUUAAUACAUGUAUUUGGUUAAGAUUA